AUGGUAGCUCUUCCGUCUCAUAUCUUUAAAAGGAAUAAUUGUUCUUCCAUAAAUAACAACCAAAAUAAAAGAUGUUGGCUCAGUCUGGGUAAACGUCAUUUUAAUCUUGAGGUUAAAAAAGGAGGUCAUUCAUCAGGAGGACAUGCUUCCAGUGGGCACUCUUCUGGGGGCCAUUCUUCAGGUAGUUCAGGUUCUACAAGAGGUAGUUCGGGCUCAUCAGGUGGCAGUUCGGGCUCAUCAGGUGGUAGUUCGGGCUCAUCAGGUGGCAGUUUAGGGUCUUCAGGUAUAGUUCCUGCAGCUGUAGCUGGUUCUUAUUUGAGCGGUAAUCACAAUCAUAAUAACUAUAAUGGAACUGUAUCUGCGCGUCACAAAGACUUAUCUACAGGAGGUAAAAUUGCUUUGAUUGUCACUUUAUGUGGGUUCUUUGGUAUUCUUAUUAUGUUCUGCUUAUUUUUUUAUCUUAGGAGGAGGUUUUCUAGAGUGCGUCGUACUGAUGAAGAAGUAAUUAUUGUUAAUGAGGAAAAUAACGAGUAUAAACCAAUAGAAAAUCAGCAUGUACAAUAUCUACCCAAUUCACAAGAACCGACAAAUAAUAAUUCUACGACUUCUAAUGGUGUUUGGAUGAAUCCACCUGCAGCUGUGCAUCCAAGAACACCUUUAAAUGAAGCUACCAUACCGAAUAAUAUUCAACCACCAAGUUACCUUUCUGCAAUUAGCAGAACAGCAGGAGCUUUACUUGUUUCUCAGCAAGUAUCUGGGAAUGAUAGUGAUCGUAUGAGAAAUAAUUAUUAUAAUUUUAAUACUGAUAAUCAAAACAAUAUUAGAGAUGAGAAUAAUAGGGAUGGUACUACCCAUUAUGAAGUAGCUUCAACAAAUCAAAACCAUGCUGAUAAUAGUACAUUCACUUCAAGAAAUUCUGAAAGUUCAUCUCACAUCGUUAGCUCUGAUAGCUCUGAACAUUCUGACGGCUCACAUGCUUCUAAUAAUGAAGCUACUUCAAGCUCAUCUGGUAAUUCUGAGCACUCUCAUACGUCUAAUAAUUCUGAACACUCUCAUACAUCCACUAAUUCUGAUACUUCUCAUGUAAGUAACAACCCUGCUAAAUAG
Messenger RNA from Henningerozyma blattae CBS 6284, 1107 nucleotides. RefSeq lists its product as uncharacterized. The record is from RefSeq and is a predicted model, not a curated record. The transcript has a single exon. NCBI's taxonomy places the organism in Eukaryota, Fungi, Ascomycota, Saccharomycetes, Saccharomycetales, Saccharomycetaceae. Bases 1 to 1107 code for a protein of 368 amino acids.